Molecule: messenger RNA, 1103 nt
Organism: Salvia miltiorrhiza (redroot sage)
Lineage: Eukaryota; Viridiplantae; Streptophyta; Magnoliopsida; Lamiales; Lamiaceae
Product: transmembrane emp24 domain-containing protein p24beta2-like
Exons: 4
Coding region: 175-945 (256 amino acids)
Biological process (GO): intracellular protein transport; Golgi organization; endoplasmic reticulum to Golgi vesicle-mediated transport
Cellular component (GO): endoplasmic reticulum; Golgi apparatus; COPII-coated ER to Golgi transport vesicle
Source: RefSeq, a predicted model, not a curated record
UCGGCUUCUUACUGGUGAGAGUUGGCAAAACCAUGUCAUAAGCAAUGACUCCGCUUCCCCACUAUACAUACAAGAAUAGAUUCAGUCAUUUACCGUCGCCCAAAUCUAUAAUUUUUCCCACAGAGUCUUUGCUCGAAAACCUCGCGUGGAUUUACGAUCAAACAAUUUUACAAGAUGAGGCUUCCAGUUGCAGCAGUGGCUCUGAUGGUAAUUUUAGGCAGUUUUGGUGGGGCUUUUGGUAUUAGAUUUGUUAUAGAUAGAGAAGAGUGCUUUUCUCACAAGGUGGAGUAUGGGAAUACCGUUCAUUUCUCAUUUGUGGUGAUUAAAUCUGAGGGGUCAUGGCAUUACAGUGAAGAUGGUGUAGACCUUGUGGUUAAGGGACCAAAUGAUGAACAGGUCCAUGACAUCCGCGACAAGACAAGUGACAAGCAUGAAUUUGUGGCUUAUCAUCAAGGAAUUUACCGGUUCUGUUUCACCAAUAAGUCCCCGUAUCAUGAAACUAUAGACUUUGAUGUGCAUGCUGGUCAUUUCCUGUACCAUGACGAGCAUGCUAAAGACGAGCAUUUCAAACCUCUUUUUGAGCAUAUUGGGAAACUAGAGGAAGCAUUGUACAAUAUUCAGUUCGAGCAGCAUUGGCUGGAGGCUCAAACUGAUCGUCAGGCUAUAGGUAAUUUGGUCACACUGAGGCUCUUUUUAGCAAACGCUUACAAUUUGUACAAUUUAGUUGAAAGAUGCAAACAUCAGUUUUAUUCAUUCAUAGUGGCCAUAAUGCAGAGGAAGUGUGACUAUGUUGGUUUGUUUUUGGUUUCAGUGAAUGAGAGAAUGAGCAGAGGAGCAAUUCACAAAGCGUUGUUCGAAUCAGCUGCUCUGGUUUUGGCCAGCGGUCUGCAAGUAUACAUUUUGCGCCGGUUAUUUGAGAGAAAGCUUGGUGCAUCAAGAGUUUGAUCGUGUACUUUACUAGUGUGCAAAAUUGUCGAAUUUUUAAGCUCCACUUCUUAUUAACUUAAAUCUCACAUUAUCACAUAUACUUAGCUACAGCUUCUCUCGGAAUUAGUUAAUGCUAAUGUAUUCUAAUUUUUGGUGCAAUAUAUGGGUUUUGUGUA